Centruroides sculpturatus (bark scorpion) is the source of this 1333-nucleotide messenger RNA. Its product is annotated as sulfotransferase 1C2-like. Gene Ontology annotation, molecular function: sulfotransferase activity. Gene Ontology annotation, biological process: sulfation. Gene Ontology annotation, cellular component: cytoplasm. The coding region runs from base 191 to 1138 and encodes 315 amino acids. The record is from RefSeq and is a predicted model, not a curated record. The transcript has 2 exons. NCBI's taxonomy places the organism in Eukaryota, Metazoa, Arthropoda, Arachnida, Scorpiones, Buthidae.
CUAACCUCAUUUUUAGCGAAAAGUGAACUUUAAACCUACAAAACAGGGCAAUUUACGUCAGAGGAUUACAACAAAGUAGACGUAGUUAUCCCUCAAGGUUAUAUUUAAAGAGGAGUAAUAACAGUAAAGUUCGCUUAGCAGAAGUUAAAACUAGGGAAUAUUUAAAAUAUAAAUUGAACGAAAAGUUACAAUGGAAGACCAAAUGAAAAGACCUAACUACAUAGACGUCGACGGUUUCCGUUUACCGGGCGCAUUCUCGCCAGAAGCAUUUCGUUCGGCAAUCAAGUAUAAACCAAAAAAAGGAGAAUUAUAUGUGGCAACGUAUCCGAAAUGUGGAACGACGUGGAUGCAAUGCAUAAUCAUGUGCAUCGUGCGAAAAGGGCGACCUAUCGCAAAUGCGUUGGAUUAUGCAAAGAACUCUCCUUUCAUAGAAUUUGCAGGAGCCGAUGCGUUAGACUACAUGGAAGACCCCGGAGCAAUUAAAACUCAUUUGCCUUUUAGUCUGACACCAUUUUCGCCCCACGCAAAAUAUAUUUACGUUGCAAGAAAUCCUAAAGAUUGCUGCGUUUCUUUUUACCAUCAUACAAAAAUGAUCGGUUUUUAUAACUUCAGCGAUGGCACUUUCGAUGAAUAUUUCGAACUUUUCGUCAAAGGCGAAACAGAUUUCGGAGAUUAUUUCGAUCAUCACUUAUCGUGGUACGAGCAUAAGGAUGAUCCCAACGUCUACUUCCUUACUUAUGAAGAUUUGAAAAGCGAUACUCGAGGAGAAGUAUUAAAGUUAGCAAAAUUUAUGGGAGAGGAGCAUUAUGAAACUUUAGUAAAUAAUCCGGAUAUUCUCGAUAAAGUUCUCGAGUAUAGUAGUGUCAGCUACAUGAAAAAAACAAUGAACGAAUCGUUUGAUGAUAUAUUUAUAAAAACCCCGGAUAAUCUUGAUAAUCUGCCGUCUGGAGUUAGGGCAUUUGCUGAAUAUAUGAAGAAACAUCCCCGUUUCUCAAUAAAAGUAGAUGGCCAGUUUAUUCGUAAAGGUAUAGUCGGAGAUUGGAAAAACCACUUCAGUCCCGAACAGGAAAGGAGAAUGGAAGAAAGAAUUAAAGAAAAAACAAAAGGUAGUGAUUUGAUGAAAAUAUGGAAUAAAUAAUUUUGUUAUUUGAAUAAUUUUAUUUCACGAUGGCAGUAAUAAAAUCAUAGAAACAAUAAAAUUUGAAAGAUUAUCCGAAAUGGUUUUUCAUCAUUUAGUGUACAAACAAUGUCUGAAAGUGUGAUUAUAUCUUUUGCGUACUCCAAAAAUAUGUAAGUUUUCAAACUAUAAUAAAAGUAAUUUUAAUAGAAAAGA